Gaeumannomyces tritici R3-111a-1 is the source of this 4119-nucleotide messenger RNA. RefSeq names its product A-factor-processing enzyme. Gene Ontology annotation, molecular function: metal ion binding; metalloendopeptidase activity. Bases 202 to 3501 code for a protein of 1099 amino acids. NCBI's taxonomy places the organism in Eukaryota, Fungi, Ascomycota, Sordariomycetes, Magnaporthales, Magnaporthaceae. The transcript has 5 exons. Gene Ontology annotation, biological process: peptide catabolic process. The record is from RefSeq and is a predicted model, not a curated record. Gene Ontology annotation, cellular component: mitochondrion; cytosol.
UGGAGCUGGGGCCCACCCCGCAGCACAGUCGCCCCCUCCCCACCGGUCCAGACCUAAAGGCAUCAGCAUACCCCGACAUCACCUGGCCCCCAGGUCUUGCCCGUCCUUGCCACCCCUCCUUCUCUCCCUUCUGCGAGGUUCAUAGAGCAUCGCGUUUCGGGUCGCCCACCCAGUAAACCGCGCGCGCGCCUUACUGCCAUCAUGCGCUUCGCCAGCCACCUGCCACGGCAUGCCGACAUGAAGGCUCCGGCAUCGGGCUUGGACCCCAGGCUCCGGCCCGUCGAGAGGGUCACGGACAGCCUCGAGGUCCCGUCGCUGGACAACCGGACAUACCGCGUCAUCCGGCUCGAGAACAAGCUUGAGGUUCUGCUCGUCCACGAUCCCGACACGGAUAAGGCCAGCGCCGCCAUGGACGUCAACGUGGGCAACUUUAGCGACGAGGAUGACAUGCCGGGCAUGGCCCACGCUGUCGAGCAUCUUUUGUUCAUGGGGACCAAGAAGUAUCCCGUGGAAAAUGCCUACUCUCAGUAUCUCUCGGCGCAUUCGGGGAGCUCAAAUGCCUACACUGGCGCCACAUCGACCAACUACUUCUUCGACGUGGCUGGCAAGCCCAGCGAUGACGGCGAUGCAUCAGACACAAACCCAUCGCCAUUACACGGUGCUUUAGAUCGCUUCGCCCAGUUCUUCAUCGAGCCCCUAUUUCUCGCCUCCACCCUGGACCGCGAGCUCCGUGCUGUUGAUAGCGAGAACAAAAAGAACCUCCAGAACGACCAAUGGCGCUUCCACCAGCUCGAGAAAUCGCUGUCCAAUCCCAAGCACCCAUACCGCCACUUCUCGACAGGUAAUCUCGAUGUACUCAAGAUCCAGCCCGAGUCUCGCGGCAUAAACGUCCGGGACAAGUUCAUUGAGUUCUACAAUAAGCACUACUCGGCGAACCUCAUGAAGCUUGUUGUUCUCGGCAGGGAGCCGCUCGAUGUGCUGGAGAAAUGGGUCGCGGAUCUGUUCUCGGGCAUUCCCAACAAGGAUCUGCCGCCGGCGCGGUGGGAGGACGAGGUACCCUUCGGCCCCGAGCAGCUUGGUAUGCAAUGUUUCACAAAGCCCGUCAUGGAAACUCGGGAGCUCAACUUGUUCUUCCCCUUUUUCGACGAGGAACCCCUCUACGAAUCGCAGCCGAGUCGCUACAUCAGCCACCUGAUCGGGCACGAGGGCCCCGGAAGUAUCAUGUCGUACAUCAAAUCCAAGGGCUGGGCAAACAGUCUCACCGCCGGCCCGUACUCCGUGUGCCCGGGGUCUCCCAGUAUCUUUGACUGCCAGAUCCGACUCACUGAAGAGGGCUUGCAGAACUACAAGCAGGUCGUAAAGGUGUUCUUCCAGUACGUGUCGCUAUUGCGGGAGACACCUCCACACCAAUGGAUAUUCGAGGAGCAGAAGGGACUGGCGGAUGUCGACUUCAAAUUCAAGCAGAAGACGCCGGCAAGCAGAUUCACGAGCAAGAUCAGCUCCGUCAUGCAAAAGCCGCUACCUCGCGAAUGGCUUCUCAGUGGACACAGCCGCCUGCGCAAGUUUGAUCCCGAGCUGAUAAAGCAGGGUAUCGACCGCAUUCGCCCCGACAACUUCCGCAUGACGCUAGUGUCGCGUGACUUCCCAGGAGACUGGGACAGGAAGGAGAAGUGGUACGGGACCGAGUACAAGUACGAGAGGAUCCCCGACGACUUUAUGAACGAGAUCAAGCAGGCCGCCUCCAUCCCGUCCGACCAGAGGAUCAGCAGGCUGCACCUCCCGCACAGAAAUCAGUUCAUCCCUACGAAGCUCGAGGUGGAGAAGAAGGAGGUGGACCCCAAGGACCGGGCUAUCGCACCUCGCAUCAUCCGUAAGGACGAUCUCCUGUUGGGAUGGCACAAGAAAGAUGAUACUUUCUGGGUACCCAAGGCAAAUCUGAUUGUGAGCUGCAAAAGCCCCAUCAUCUUCGCGACGGCCCAGAACUCGGUCAAGGCGAGGCUCUACACAGAUCUUGUUAGGGACGCUCUGGAAGAGUACUCGUACGAUGCCGAGCUGGCUGGGUUGCAAUACAGCGUGUCCAUGGACACGCGAGGAUUGUCCAUCGAGGUGUCCGGCUACAACGACAAGCUGCCCGUGCUGCUGGAGCAGGUCCUGGUCACAAUGCGCGACUUGGAGAUCAAAGAGGACAGGUUUGAGAUCGUCAAGGAGCGCCUCAGCAGGGCCUACCGCAAUUGGGCAUUCCAACAGCCUUACCACCAACUUAGCGACUAUACGGGCUGGCUGACGUCGGAGAACGAUUUUGUGGUGGAGGAGCUCGUCGCAGAACUGCCCACCACCGAUGUCAGGGCGACGCAAGCGUUCAAGCAGGAGCUCCUCUCGCAGAUGCACAUGGAGGUCUAUGUGCAUGGGAAUUUCUACAAGGAGGACGUGCUGAGGUUGACGGACCUGAUCGAAACCACGCUCAAGCCCCGUGUCUUGCCCAGGGCGCAGUGGCCGAUUCUGCGGUCUCUCAUCUAUCCCCCGGGCUCCAACUACAGCUUUGAGAAGAUGCUCAAGGACCCGCAAAACGUCAAUCACGCCAUCGAAUAUCUGCUCUAUGUUGGUGAUAAGGCAGACCGCGGCAUCCGGGCCAAAACUUUGCUGCUAGACCAGAUCACCCAAGAGCCGGCAUUUGACCAGCUCCGCACCAAGGAGCAGCUGGGCUAUGUCGUCUUUUCGGGUGUCAGGGGCAGUGCGACCACGUACAGCUUUAGGUUUAUUAUCCAGAGCGAAAAGACCCCCCGCUUCCUUGAGUCUCGCAUUGAAGCCUUCUUGACCUCGUUCCGAAAGGUGUUGGAGGACAUGAGCGAUGCCGACUUUGAGAGCCAGAAACGGAGCCUGGUAAACAAGCGACUCGAAAAGCUCAAGAACCUGGACCAGGAAACCUCCCGGCACUGGAACCAGAUUCACACCCAGUACUAUGAUUUUGACUUUGCCCAGGAAGACGCCGCAGCGAUAAGGCAGCUGUCCAAAGCAGAUCUGGUUGAGUUUUUCCAACACUACAUCGACCCGACUUCGAAAUUCAGGGCCAAGCUCGUGGUGUACCUGGUUGCGCAGGCAAAGAGUGACGUAUCUACGGGACAGAUCUCAGAGCUGGUCAAGACGCUCAGUCUAGACGCGGAGCUUUCCAGGCAGGCAGCUACGGACCUUCAGGCGAGGUUAAGUGCGGCGCAUCACGACCACGCCAAGGAGGUGGAGGAGCUCAAGAGUUACCUCUUGAAAGAUCUGGGGGUGGCAGAGGACAAGAUUGCGGCGGCGACGGCGGCGUGGGAGAAGCUCUCAAAGGAGCACCGCACGAACGGGGUGUCGGAAGACGAGGGUGACUGCGAGAUCUCGUUCAACGGCACAACGGCAGUCGCUAUUGACGACGUGCGCGGCUUGAAGUGCCGGCUGCUUACUACUGGCGGCGCUUCACCUGUGCGGGACCUAAGCGAAUAUGAGGACUUCGACCCGAAGCUGUGAGGUAGCUGGCCACCGCCGAUAAUACCAUGUAACAAGGCCACCCGGAGGAUUGCCAACACCCGGAAACGGAGCGGAGGCCCGCGUUGAGGCCUAGGUCCCACCUUGACAUGACCAGUGUUGGACGUUUAGAUUCUAGGGCCCCUCCCGCGUAGGGUUGACGGGCAGCUAGCCCUACCAGACUUCCGGACACACGUUGACACCCCGGCGCCCUGAUAUCUACCCAUGUAGGCACGAACCUUGCUCAAGCAAACUGGGGGCAGCCGGAGAUGACGAUGAAGCUAGUUCUCUGACUGGCAUUUGGUUGGCCAAGUGGAGUGCGUGUGUGUGUGGCGUGGCCACCCAUGUACUGAGCCUGACUCCUAUCCAUGUUCUCCACUGGUAGCGGGUGAAGAAUAUCUAACUCAACUAUGUGAGAAGCCGAGUCUGUAGUUGCCUCAAGGCACAGCAUCGAUAUCUAUAUCUGCCUACCGACGAUCGACCACAUGCCUCGAGUUGCCUUUAGAGAGUGUUCAAGGUUGUGUUCCGUCUUGUUGGAAACAACUAUUGGCAUCCGCAUUAUCCGACCGUGUAGAUGUCUUGUAUUUCGUAUUUACUUUCAUACCAUGCUUCCAUGCCUGG